AUGAGGUUUUUAGGUUUAACUAAACGGGUCCUGCCUAGUGGACUUAACACCCCUUUCAAAAACUCACUGCCUAGCAAUGGGUUCAGGUACCUGAGGAUUCCAUUGAAAAUAUUCUUUUCCACCCUCAACUCAGAAUCUACAGAGUCAAAUGAGCUGAAAAACAAAUUUAAAGGCUCCGAGGAGCAGCAGAGCAAGAAAUUGGCCAACUAUAAGAGCGAAGCCACCUGCACAAGGAAGGUUUACGCGGACAACGAGAAGGUGAGCCUGGGUCCUCCCACCUUCACCAUAUUCUCUCCAGAGGUGUGUCUGACGCUUAAGCUGAAGAAGGACGAGCUCACUGGCCUGGACAGCCUCCUCUUGACCGGGAUGACCCGACUCAAGGAUGGUUCCAACGCGUUCAACAAAAACUCUAGAAUCUCGUCGCUUCUGCCGCUAGACACUCUGAAGAAGUUAAACCAAGUCUUGAAAACGAACUCCGAGAGCCCGGUGACCUUCGAGGGCCUGGACGGGUGCAGCGUCGAGGUCACCAACAACAAUGGGAAUUUCUCGGUAAAGCUCUACCCAACUCUUGUACCAGGUCUCAAUUUAACUUCAGGCAUGCUCCCAGGUUUUCCCAAUGGGCACAGCUACCUCAAUUUCACCGGGUCUGUGACUGAGCAUUCACUGCUGGUACAUGCUCUCAGUGAACUGUCAGAAUCUCUGUAA
Molecule: messenger RNA, 705 nt
Organism: Theileria orientalis strain Shintoku
Lineage: Eukaryota; Apicomplexa; Aconoidasida; Piroplasmida; Theileriidae
Exons: 1
Coding region: 1-705 (234 amino acids)
Source: RefSeq, a predicted model, not a curated record